Molecule: messenger RNA, 5854 nt
Organism: Pimephales promelas (fathead minnow)
Lineage: Eukaryota; Metazoa; Chordata; Actinopteri; Cypriniformes; Leuciscidae
Gene: kdm4aa
Product: lysine (K)-specific demethylase 4A, genome duplicate a
Biological process (GO): chromatin remodeling; regulation of gene expression
Cellular component (GO): nucleus; chromatin
Molecular function (GO): histone H3K36 demethylase activity; histone H3K9 demethylase activity
Source: RefSeq, a predicted model, not a curated record
UGCGCAGUCGCGCUCCGCUCUAAUGGAGGACAUGUCUGGUUUGUAAGCGUCUUUUUCUGCGCUGUUUUUCUGAGUUUGCGCCCUCAACAUCCCUCAACUGAGCCCGCGACACCCUUCAAGUGGCAGAAUGGCUUCGGACUCGGUCUCUCAAAGCUCCCAGAGUCCUGCCAUCAGGAUCAUGACCUUUCAUCCCACAAAAGAGGAGUUCAAAGAUUUCAACAGAUACAUCGCAUACAUGGAGUCGCAGGGGGCGCACAGAGCCGGCAUGGCAAAGGUGGUGCCACCAAAGGACUGGAAGCCCCGGCGCACAUAUGAUGACAUCGAUGAUCUGGUGAUUCCCGCCCCUAUUCAACAGGUGGUCACUGGCCAAUCAGGGCUCUUCACUCAGUACAACAUCCAGAAGAAGCCAAUGACAGUCCGCGAGUUCCGCAAAACAGCCAACACAGACAAGUUCUGUAAUCCCAUAUAUGCUGAUUUUGAUGAACUGGAGAGGAAAUAUUGGAAGAAUUUAACAUUCAAUCCACCAUUAUAUGGAGCAGAUGUCAGUGGAACCCUCUAUGAUCCAGACGUGACGGAGUGGAAUAUCGGUCGUCUCAACACUAUUUUGGACACUGUGGAGAGAGAGAGUGGAAUCACUAUCAAAGGAGUAAACACUCCAUAUCUUUAUUUUGGGAUGUGGAAGAGCACAUUCGCCUGGCACACGGAGGACAUGGAUCUCUACAGCAUUAACUACCUUCACUUUGGAGAACCCAAGUCCUGGUAUGUUGUUCCUCCAGAGCAAGGGAAAAGAUUGGAGCGUCUUGCUAAAGGAUUUUUCCCUGGAAGCGCCCAAAGUUGUGAAGCCUUCCUGCGACACAAAAUGACUUUAAUUUCACCGUCAAUUCUGAGAAAGUAUGGAAUACCCUUUGAGAAGGUCACACAGGAAGCAGGUCAGUUUAUUGUGACCUUCCCAUUCGGAUAUCACGCUGGGUUUAACCAUGGCUUCAACUGUGCCGAAUCCACCAACUUCGCAUCCCAGCGCUGGAUAGAUUAUGGCAAGGUGGCAACAUUGUGUUCCUGCCGGAAAGACAUGGUGAAGAUAUCCAUGGAUUUGUUUGUUCGCAAGUUUCAACCAGAACGUUAUAAACUUUGGAAAGCAGGAAAGGACAAUGCGCCCAUUGACCACUCAAAGACCACACCAGUGACGUCAGAGCUCCUGACAGACGGAAAGACGGAGAGCGAGAAGGGAGAGCUCAGCGAUAGCAGCAAAGAGGAGCGAGGUGAAGCGGAGCCUGGAGACGAGCAGAAAGCUAAAACGGAUGAUAAAGAGAAGGGGGACAGCGCAGAAACACUACCUGGGAAGGAGGUGAAAAGAGAGACUGAUGGUGGAGAGGAGAAAACAGAAGUAGAGAAAGGAGAGGUAGAGGAGAAAAAGCCAGUUCGCGAUGAAGAACCUAGCAGCACUUCAGAGCAAAUCAACAGCGUUAGUCCAAAGCAGAAGGUGGGGCAGAAGCGGCUCAGACCCAGCACUGGAAAUGAUGCGAAAAAAGACGACAAUCAAGUGAAGGUAGAAGAGGAAGAAGUCGAGAAAAAGAAAGCCAAACUCAUCCAGACUGAGACAGGCGACGAGAGGGAACAAUCCAUCUCCACUGACCCAGGUGAUGUUGAAGCUGAGGAGACCAUGGAGACAGACACGCCCCCUCCACAGCAGCAAGAGAGUCAAGCCCCUCCCUGCAUGGAGGCGGAACUCUCGCCUUCAAACCCCACCUCCAGCAGUGACAUCGCGAUGCAGCAAAGAGAUGACAUCACUCCUUCUGAUCCCGAUGUCACCUCAUCUUCACAAUCCACAAAUAGCAUCGGUGAUGAUGUGGCUCUGUCAAGUGAUGCCUCUCAGUCUGGACAGGUCACUCAAAGCUGUGAUGUCCAAACCAUCUCUGAUGACAUCACUCCAAACACUGUUAGCAUCACUGAUGCUCAGCCGAGUGACGUCACCCCCCAUUCCUGUUCCAGUGACAUCUCUGCCGCUGACGUCACACCCCUCGUGUCUGUAACCAGCAGCAUCUCCUCUCAACACAGCAUUAACUCCGCCCCCACAUGUGAUGACAUCACAGAACCCAGCAACAGCACCAUAAACACCAUCAGCCCAAGUCUGUGUGAACCCGGCAUUAACUCCGCCCCCACCUGGGAUACCCAAUCAGAACCCAGCAACAGCACUGUAAAUACCAUCAGCCCUGGUCAAUAUGAGCCCGGCAUUAACUCCGCCCCCACCUGUGAUGACAUCACAGAACCCAGCAACAGCACCAUAAACACCAUCAGCCCAAUUCUGUGUGAACCCGGCAUUAACUCCGCCCCCACCUGUGAUGACAUCACAGAACCCAGCAACAGCACCAUAAACACCAUCAGCCCAAUUCUGUGUGAACCCGGCAUAAACUCCGCCCCCACCUGUGAUACCCAAUCAGAACCCAGCAACAGCACUGUAAAUACCAUCAGCCCUGAUCCAAAUGAGCCCGCCAUUAACUCCGCCCCCACCUGUGAUGCCCAAUCAGAACCCAGUAACAGCACUAUAAACACCAUCAGCCCUGAUCCAAAUGACCCUGGCAUUAGCUCCGCCCCCACCUGUGAUACCCAAUCAGAACCCAGCAACACCAUUAUAAAUAGCAUCAGCCCUGGUCCAUAUGAGCCAGGCAUUAACUCCGCCCCCACCUGUGAUGCCCAAUCAGAACCCAGCAACAGCAUUAUAAACACCAUCAGCCCUGAUCCAAAUGAGCCCGGCAUUAACUCCACCCCCACCUGUGAUACCCAAUCAGAACCCAGCAACAGCAUUAUAAACCCCAUCAGCCCUGAUCCAAAUGAGCCCGGCAUUAACUCCACCCCCACCUGUGAUGCCCAAUCAGAACCCAGCAACGGCAUUAUAAACACCAUCAGUCCUGAUCCAUAUGAGCCCAGCAUUAACUCCGCCCCCACCUGUGAUGCCCAAUCAGAACCCAGUUACAGCCCUAAACACAAGCCCGGCAUUAACUCCGCCGUCACAUAUCAUGUCACUCCAGAAUCCAGCAGAGCCAUCAAUCUUACUCUUGCAGAAUCAGCGUCAGUGGGCGGUAGUCCGGUGUGUCCGCCCGCAGUCCAGCAUAUCUUCCAGAGAACGCUGAGCCCUGCUGAGGUGCUGCACGUCCACAGCUACGCUAAAGGAGAUUACAGCGAUCCCGAGCCGCGCAUUCGGCACGAGAGUUAUCGAGACAGCGACUCUGAUAGCGAUUCCCAAGAGGACUGUAAGAAAGAAGAUGAACAUCCAGUGGAAGCUCAGCACAGACUUCCCAGACUGCCCAGGCAUCAUCCUCUGAUGAAGGACAGCAUCAGUGAUGAAGAGCUGCAGGAUCAGGCUGCAUCAGAGGAGGACGGGCUCGACGGGGAGGCCUGGGCGCGACCUUUGACCCAGCUGUGGCAGAACAGACCGUAUAAUCCAGAAAGAGAGAGAGAGUACAACAGAGAGAUGGGUCUGCUGCCUCCAUACUGCGCUGUGUGCAUGAUCUUUCAGGCUCAUCAACGGUCUGAAGGGGGCGAGAGCGAGCCGGCUGUGGUGCUGCCCAGGGGUCAGAUAAGGACCAAGCCUCUGAUUCCAGAGAGAUGUUUCACCACCACCACAGAAGACAGCGCGGAGGACCAGACACCCACACCUGGCCUGGAGGAAGACGGGACCAGCCUGCUCAUCAGCUGCUCCCUGUGCAGAGUCCGUGUGCACACCAGUUGUUACGGUGUGGCCGCUUUGAGAAUUUCCAAAGACUGGAAAUGUGCCCGCUGUAAAGCCAACGCCUUCUCUGAGAGUUGCUGUCUGUGUUCGUUGAGAGGAGGAGCGUUACACAGAGCCAAUAAUGGCAAAUGGGUUCAUGUCCUGUGUGCGGUGGCAGUGCUAGAGGCUCGCUUUGUGAACAUCGCCGAACGAUCACCCGUGGACCUCAGCGGCAUUCCCUUACAGAGGUUCAAACUGAAGUGCUACUACUGCAAACGGCGGAUGAAGAAGACGUCAGGCUGUUGUGUGCAGUGUUCUCACGGUCGCUGCCCCACCUCCUACCACCCGACCUGCGCACAGGCCGCAGGCGUCAUCAUGCACCCGGACAACUGGCCCUUCGUCGUCUACGUCACCUGUUGCCGCCACAAAGGCCCGGUACAAUCAGAGCGUAAUAAAGCAGCCAUGCGAGAGCUCAGCGUGGGUCAGAAGGUCAUCUGCAAACACAAAAACGGACGCUACUACCAGUGUGAAGUCAUACAGCUGACAAAAGAGACCUUUUAUGAGGUCAACUUUGACGAUGGCUCCUUCAGUGAUAACCUUUUCCCAGAGGACAUUGUGAACCGAGACUGCGCUCAGCUGGGUCCGCCUCCACAGGGUGAAGUGGUUCAGGUCAGAUGGACGGAUGGUCUUGUGUAUGGAGCUAAAUUCGUGGCAGCUCAUGUCAUUCAGAUGUACCAGGUGGAGUUUGAGGACGGAUCGCAGCUGACUACUAAGAGAGAUGACGUCUACACCCUAGAUGAAGAGCUGCCCAAGAGGGUCAAAUCUCGUCUGUCCAAGGCAUCGGACAUGCGCUUUGACGAGAUGUUUGGAGAGAAGAAGGUUCAGGAGAGCAAGAGACAGCGAGUGAUCAACUCCAGGUACAGAGGGGACUAUAUCGAACCCGUCAUCUACCGAGCCAUCAUGGAGUAGCCAGCGACGACACGGCCACCUUCGUCACCUGAAACCACCAGCGGACUCGAGCACACACCCUGCCAAUGCCAGUGGCGUUCAGUCUGCAAUCUGUUCAUGGCUUUCAUCUGUCCUGAUCUCAUCUGAGUCGAGGCAGGGCGUUUCACAGCUUCGAUGCCCUUUUAACCUCAGCUCUGUGAAACCGUGCCACAAACACAUCAUCAUUCUGUUCACGAAGUCGCUCUCGCAAUCACAUUCGUUUGAUGCAGACUAUUUGUAAUCUCCAUUUCAUAAAAACAUUGAAUUUUAUCAAAUCGCAUUAAUUUAUUUGACUUAAUUCGGGGUGCUGUUUCCACCCGUAUUUUAGCGGCCGGAGGUGCCAUCGUAUUUUACGGACGCAGAUCUACACUGUCAUAAAUGAUGCAGUUGAGAUCCUGAAUAUUGUACAUUAUUUGGAACAUAAUGAAUUCAGCGUGUCUUUGAGAGUCAUUUUGUACAAGCCUAUUUAUUACCUGGUGCUUUACGAAAGUAACUUUUGCAAUAUACGUGCGAGUUCCAGUUCUGUGGAAAGUUCAGUGUCUUUCUUUCGUAGGAAGGAGGAACUGUAGAUGUGAAAUGCCAAGGAUCUCACUUUCGCAGUUGUUCAGAGCCCUGCCUUGCAUUCUGGCUCAACACACACUUUCAUUUAUUGUAGCUUACUGCUGUCGACAUUUGAUCAAAAGCCCCACGGAUUUAAUAAGCUAUUUUUGCACUUCUCAGCUGUACUUUUAUGAAUUGUCAUCUUUGUCCUUGCCGUAGCCAAGCUCUAGAGACAGAAAUGCUCUUCAGAAAAGCUGAGGCGGCCCAUGUUUGACCCGUACGGCCUGCCGACAGCAUUCAGAGAAAGUAAGCUUGUUGCAGUUCUUCGGUUGUUUGAUAGAUAGGGCUAAUCUUCACUAUUUAGAAAAACAUAUUUUUUUCUAUCAAGAAGCCUAUUUUAUUGUUGUUUUAUGAUACAUGUUAAAUGUUCAUAUACUGUGAGAUAGAGUUGUAUGUAGUUAAUUUAAAAGAUCUCUCGGCACGUUUCUUCUGCCUCUUGUUUUCUUUCGAACACGAGCCUCGUUCUUACUGCACUUCUGAAUGCAGAGGCUCUAGGACUUCCAUAUAUGUAUUUUGUAAAAACAAAUAUUAAUGUGCAUCAGUAAAAGAUGUUAUGCUGAA